GAACAUAGGGCAGAGAGGAGAGAAAGAGGGCGGGAGUGGAAGCAGAGAGCUGAAGCUCAGGGGCCCAGGAUGGUGGGAAGAUGGAGGACGUGGCGGUGAAACAGGGCUUCCUGUACCUUCAGCAGCAGCAGACUUUUGGGAAGAAAUGGCGCCGGUUCGGGGCGGCGCUGUACGGAGGGUCGGGCUGCGCCCUGGCCCGGCUGGAGCUCCAGGAGGGCCCGGAGAAGCCUCGCCGGGGAGAGGCGCCCCGGAGGGUGAUCCGCCUCAGUGACUGCCUGCGGGUGGCUGAGGCCGGAGGGGAGGUCAGCAGCCCCCGGGACACCAGCACCUUCUUCCUGGAGACGGCGGAGCGCCUGUACCUGCUGGCGGCCCCCACUGCGGAGCGGGGUGACUGGAUACAGGCCAUCUGCCUCCUGGCCUUCCCCGGCCAGAGGAAGGAGCUGGAGGGGAAGGGCGGCCGGCCCCGCAUGGAGGAGAAUGAAUUGUACAGCAGUGCGACCACAGGGGCCCCCCGCAAGGAGUUUGCUGUGACCAUGAGACCCACAGAAGCCAGUGAGAGGUGCCGGCUCUGGGGAUCCUACACCCUCCGGGCCGGGGAGAGUGCCCUGGAGCUGUGGGGCGGCCCUGAGUCGGGCACGCAGCUGUGUGAAUGGCCCUACAGGUUCCUGCGGCGCUUUGGGCGGGACAAGGUAACCUUCUCCUUUGAGGCAGGCCGGCGCUGCACCUCAGGGGAGGGCAACUUUGAGUUUGAAACCCGGCAAGGCAAUGAGAUCUUCCUGGCCUUGGAAGAGGCCAUCUCUGCCCAGAAGAACGCCUCCCCUCCUGGGCCCCCAACCCAGCCAGCCCCCGUCCCUGCGGUGCUGCCCCGGCCGGAGAGCCCCUACUCCCGACCCCACGACUCACUCCCACCACUGUCGCCCACCGUCCGGGUUCCCGCGCCCCGGCAGCAGCGGGGCCCGGAGGGGGAGUACGCCGUGCCCUUCGAUGCGGUGGCACGGCACCUGGGGAAGGCCUUGAGGGGCAUCCUGGCCGUCCCUCCCCAGACCCCGGCUGACCCUCUGUACGACAGCAUUGAGGAGCAGCCGCCCUCCCGACACGACCACAUAUACGAUGAGCCCGAGGGGGUGGCCGCCCUGUCCCUGUAUGACAGCCCGCAGGAGCUCCGGGGUGAGGCCUGGAGGAGGCAAGCCGCAGCUGACAGGGACCCCAGCGGCCUCCAGCAUGUCUACCCAGCGGGACAGGACUUUGCUGCCUCUGGCUGGCCACAGGGGACCGAGUAUGACAAUGUCAUGGUACUUAAGAAAGGCCCAAAGUGAUGGAGGGUGGAGGAGACGCGGAUUCCAUCAACCACCAGCGCUGAAGUGGUCCUGUGCAUGCUGGGCCGCGCUUGGAGGCCGGUGAGAAGGAGCCGGGGCCAGGUGGGCCUCCCCUUCUAGCUUCUGCUGGCGACUCCUCCUGGCCACCGCAUCCCAGGAACCUCCCUCCGCUCCUUCCAGAACCCUAGGCUUGGCCGCCUUAGUCUGGCCUGAGGAGUUGUCCCUCCCAGGGCCAGCUGGGUGAGUCACCAUCCCAAAGCAGGAAGAGUGCCCUGAAGAGACCCACACUUCUCCUACCCCUUUUCCACUUCCUCUUCCCCCCCGCCCCCCACCGGCCUAAAUGGAACCUCCAGAUUUAGGGCAGAGGACAAAAGGAUGUCAGCAAGUUGCCCUGGUUCCUUGGCUUGUGCAGGCCACCUGCCUGCUGGUGUCCCCUUCCGGGGACAGCCGUGGCUCCGGGCAGCCUGGAGGAUGGCUGUAGCUUCCUGCAGGUUUUGGACUUCUCUGUGGCAUUAAACAUUUCUGAAA
Balaenoptera musculus (blue whale) is the source of this 1844-nucleotide messenger RNA. RefSeq names its product docking protein 2 (gene DOK2). Lineage: Eukaryota; Metazoa; Chordata; Mammalia; Artiodactyla; Balaenopteridae. Gene Ontology annotation, cellular component: cytoplasm. The record is from RefSeq and is a predicted model, not a curated record. The transcript is spliced from 5 exons. Gene Ontology annotation, biological process: cell surface receptor protein tyrosine kinase signaling pathway; positive regulation of MAPK cascade. Bases 81 to 1316 code for a protein of 411 amino acids.